This is a messenger RNA of Hypanus sabinus (Atlantic stingray), 5149 nucleotides long. Its product is annotated as melanoma-derived growth regulatory protein-like. Gene Ontology annotation, biological process: extracellular matrix organization. The record is from RefSeq and is a predicted model, not a curated record. Lineage: Eukaryota; Metazoa; Chordata; Chondrichthyes; Myliobatiformes; Dasyatidae. The coding region runs from base 1300 to 1722 and encodes 140 amino acids. Gene Ontology annotation, molecular function: protein binding. The transcript has 4 exons.
AUAAUAUUGACAUGAGUUAUAGAGUCCUUGAACAAGGGGCAAAAAUUCAGGGUGGUAUUGGUGAUACAUGGUGACAUUUUGUUGGCACCUCACAAAUAUAGAAGCCUCGGGGACACCUUAAAUAAUGUCUGUCAUUUUGAUCACUUUAUCUGAAGAUAUUCUUGAGAGAGAGAGAGAGAGAAAGAGAGAGAGAGAGAGAGAGAGAGAGAGAGAAGAAAGAAAGAAAAGGAGAGAUGUGAAGGAUCCUGAGAUGGCUGGACUGAUAUAUGAAGAGAGAUUGAAUAGAUGGGGUUUAUAUUCACUGGAGUUUAGAGGCAUGAGAGCUCAUUGACACUUACAAAAUCCUGGAGGAGUGGGAAGAUGUUCUUGAUGGUGGACAUGUCCAGAAGCAGGGAUCAGUCGAAAGAUGCUGGGAAGGAUAUUUGGCAGGAGAUAAGGAGACUUUUUCACCCAGAGUGGAAUUUUCUCCUAUAGAAGACAGAUGAGGUCAAACCAUCAAGGAGGAGGUCAAGGGGUAUGUGAAAAAAUCGAGGAAGGGGACUGAACUUGGGUGAUCAGCUAUAAUGAUAUUCAAAGGGCUGAAUGGCCUCUCUCUGUUAGCACGCUGUCCUCAUUUGCCAGAAGGCCCCUGCCUUGCCCACCAAUCCUGCAGAAUCUCCAGUGAGCCAAUGAAGAGUGCACUGACACCAAGGCACAUAUACCACCUUGAAAGAGGGUUAGGCGGGCAAUUCAGAUGGGCUGCCCACGGGCUUGACCUGAAUGACCACCAGGGCCAGGUGCAGCCCAGUCCCUGAAGCAUGAGCCCAGCUGACUCAUGUCCUCUUCUCUCCACCUAUCCCUGUCCUGGCAGUGUUUAAUGGGACAGGAUACUUUUAAUGCACUUGUCUCAUAAGUGCAAAGGACAGAUAUCUUCAAAGGAUGUUAUCUGUCUGGUUCUUUCUAAUCCAUCUUCCAUAGGUGAAAUAUUUUAAAAACAAGCCAUUCCAGCACACCAAAGCACUUCAUUGUUUCCCACUCCAACUCAAACAGGCGAACUUUUGAAAAAUAUUUUUAUUCCAUGAUGCAACAAGUGUAAACACUUCUAACAUCAUGCUUUUUAUAAGAGUUUAUAAAAAGAGAAUUAUUCUUAAGACCUUCGCCUUGAGCCAGUUCCUGCUGGGAAUGACAUUCCACACAGUUUUUAGGUUGUUAAACUAAUCCUUUUCAGCUCAGCAAACACAAGCGUGGGCUCCUGGGAGGCCACCAUUUCAGUAUUCUACCCAUAGCUAGCUGUCUCUUCCAGAGCACCAAGGGUUCAGGAUGUUUCCUGCAAGGAAUAAAAUGCAAUCUGGGACAUCCCUGGCAGUAUUUCUCCUUUGUGUGACUCUUUUUUGCGCCAGUGAUGUCCUGUCCCAGAGGGGCGAAACGGUGCAUAAACUGGCAGACUGGAAGCUCUGUGCUGAUGAAGAAUGCAGCCAUCCGAUUUCAAUGGCUCGAGCAGUCGCUGAUUUCACCAGUCCAGACUGUAGAUUUAUCAACAUCCGUCAAGGGCAGAUUGUUUAUGUGUACGGAAAACUCGAAGGCAGAGGACACAAUUUUUGGCAAGGCACUGUCCAAGGCGAUUAUUAUGGGUCGCAGUCAACUGUUCUUGGAUUUUUCCCACAGUCAGUGGUGCAGGAGGUCCAACACCUGGCAACGGAUUUGAUUAAUCUACCAACAGUGGACUGGGAUUUCCAUUGUUAAGAGGAUCCUUCCAGAACACCAAACUAAACUGCAUUGAGUCAUUAUGUAGAAUGAGAAGACUAGAAUACCAUGUGAAACAGAGACACCUCUUUUUCCUUUAUUAGGGAGAGAGUAUGUGGUAUGUCAAAUACCAGGUGAACAAGUCGUCUUUGUGGUAACUGCAAGUCUGUUUUUACUGUUGCUUUGCUCUUGCUUGAGUGCUCAGUGGCGGUGCCGGUGCUUUUUUUGUUGUUGGUGGGGGGAGGGCUGGAUUGUUGCCUGCUGCCACUUAGGAGGGAGGGAAGGGACUUUGGGGUUCUAACAUUUAACUGUCGUUCAUUCUUUGGGGACCCUCCUGUUUUUCAUGGAUGGUUGUGAAGAAAAAGCAUUUCAGGAUGUCUAUUGUAUACAUUUCUCUGACAUUGAAUGUACUUUAAACCUUUGGACUGUAACAAUAAUGAAAAAUAAACAGGCAUAUAACUGCUAAGCUGGUCAUUAUUUCUCUAGUUCAUACUCCAAGUGUCUGAAUUCUGGGGGCAUUUAUUGGUGGAACUGAUGUGGAGGGCUAUGUGGCCUUGAAUGUAGUACAGACAAACCCUCAUGCCAUGGUGUCACCUGUUUGCAGCCACCCAGGGAAAAGGUUUUGGAAUUGGUACCUGGAGGUGGUGUGGCAUGGCAGCCAUGCUGGCAUCAGUGCUGCCCUCUAGUACUCAUUUGGUGGAAGACAAGCUGGUUCAGGUUUAUUGUCACAAUGAUCACUAUCCUCUAACCUGGGAUCUACCGUUCACCCCAUGAUCCCAGCCAACAUUCGCUAUACAGGCACUGCCUUUGAGGUCCACUGACCCUUUUGGACAAACGCAUCACAGUGAAAUGAGAUGCUGACACAAAAUACCAUGGAUCAGAAAUCUGAAAGUGCUAGAAAUAGUCAAAUGAGGCAGCAACUUUGAAAAAAUAUAAAUGAAAUGUUUAUAAAUACAAAUUGGAAGUUUGACUGCCGUAAAAACUUGUUUACCUGGCACUCAUAAUCAGCAUGCUUUGGGAACUGUCUUAGCUGUAACGCAACAUGUCCAGCCUCCACAAAGCUUUCACUGUAUUAUAGAAUUGGCUUCAGGGGCACAACUGGGUGAUUGAUUAAUGUUCUUACAGAAAAUGCUGAGGAAUUCAGUAGAUAAGGAAAGGAAUAAACUGCUGUCAUCUUCAAGUCCUGAUGAAGGGUCUUGGCCUGAAACAUCAAGUGUAUAUUCUCUAGAGAUGCUGCCUGACCUGCUGAGUUCCUCCAGAAUUUUGUGUGCGCUACUCUGGACUUCCAGCAUAUGCAGAGUCUUUUGUGUUUAGGAUUAUAGUUGCUGGGUUUUCAAGUGAGGAGGGAAAAAAUAGAAUCCUGAUCCCCUGAACCCCUCCUGAUGAUGGGUUUUGGGCUGAAACGUCAUCAUUACGUCCUCCCAUAGAUGCUGUCUGGCCUGCUGAGUUCUGCCAGCAUUUUGUGUUUUUAUUUUUAGGGAAAAAAUAGAGUUGAUGAUGGUGGUUAACAAAAUAAUCACUGUUAAGACACAUCAGUAAGAUUAUCAGAUGAGUCCUUAUGACCUGAAAUAAAGGAGAGUUGGGAGUGUAGAUCAGAAAACAGCCCAAGGGAGAUUGAAAAAAUUUGAAAGCAAUUUUUGUGAUGAACAGUAAGCACUACACGGCAGCAACGAUGGGAGAUUUCAAAUAUCCUGUUAGCUGGAGUACAGCCAGAGUAAAAGCUACAAAAUCACAUUACAACUGACUUAAAUAACUUGAAAUUUGUUGUUUUUGUAGCAGUAGUAGAACACAAAGAUAUAAAAAUUACAAAAGUAAUGUAAAAUAAUGAGAUAGUGUUCACAGGUUCAUGAUCCGUUCAGAAAUCUGAUGGCUGAGGAAAAAAAGCUGUUCCUGAAUCAUUGAGCAUGGGUCUUCAGUCUCCUUUACCUCCUCUCUGAUGACAGUAACGAGAAGAGGCCACAUGCUGGAUGGUGAGGAUCCUUACCACUGAGGCAUUGCCUCCUGAAGAUGUCAAUAGUGUGGAGGAUUGUGUCUGUGAUGAAGCUGGUUGUCUCUCUGAAACCUCUCUCAAUCCUGUGCACCAGAGUCUCCAUAUCAGGCUGUGACGCAACCAAUCAGGAUGCUCAAAUCUAUGCUUAAACUGCAUUCAGAACUUUUAUUUUUGGCCAAUCUCUAAAAACUUGCAUCUGUGCCACUUCAUAUUCCCCAACAUAAGCAAAAAGAUCUCUCUACCCUGAGCUGUCUUAUCACAGACUAUUGACAAGACUAAUGGAACCUUUCGUUCACCAGUUGUAUUUGUAUAGUAGUGACUUGGGUGGGGGCGGGGAUUGUUUGAUGUAAUUCUUACAGGCUGCCAGGUGGUGGCACAUGUGAGCUGUUAACAGGACCAUAAGACAUUGGAACAGAAUUAGACCAUUUGGCUCAGUGAGUCUGCGCCACCAUUUAACUGCAGCUAAUUUAUUAUCCCUCUCCAGCCCAUUCUCCUGUCUUCUCCACAUAACCCUUGAUGCCCUGAUCAAUCAAGAACCUAUUAACCUCUGUGUGGUAGAAAUGGUUAAAACUAGUGUAUGAUGGGAUACUUGACCACUCUGGAGCAGCUGGACUUAAGACUGCUGACGCGAGUCGAGAAUAACCUUGGCUAAUAAGCGCAGUACCAGGAAUUCCAAUAAACAAGAUACUAAGCCCCUGGGGCCAAGAGGGAGGAUGUGUCUGGGGAUAGAUUAUGAGUCCUGAUAACAGGGAACAAAGAGAACCGUUACACUUACUCUGAGAGAAAAUUGACAUGUCUUUUAAACAAUUGUUCACGUAUUGACUUUGGGAUGCUAAACAAAGUUAUGUGAAGUUGUUUGUCUUCUGUAUAAAUGUGCUCCGUAUAGCCAAAAAAAUCAAGAGUUCUGGUGGCAGUGGAGACUGCUGCAGACUCUUCAUGAUAUCAUGUUAAUAAAUUCUUAAGAUGACACUUGAAGUCACUCUGGUGUUCUUAGUAUUUCCACGACACUCUGCCUUAAAUAAAUAACCUCUGCUCAAUUACUUGGCUCCACAACCGUCCGUGUCAAUAAAUUCUACAGAUUCACCACCCUCUGGCUAAAGAAAUCUUUUUCUCAUCUAAUUAUAAAUGGACAUCCCUCGAUUCUGAGGCUGUGACCUUUGGUCUUAGACUCCUCCACUAUAGGAAACAUCUUCUCAAUAUCCAAUCUAUCUAGGCCUUUCAAUAUUCGAUAGGUUUCAAUGAGAUCUCCCUCCUCCUAAAUUCCAGUGAGUGCAGGCCCAGAGCCAUCAAUCAAAUGCUCCUCAUGUUAAACAUUUCAGUUUUGGCAUCAUUCUCAUUAAUGUACUCUGGAUCCCCUCCAAUGCCAGCACAUCUUUUCUUAGAUAAGGGGCCCAAAGCUGCUCACAGUACUCCAAGUGUGGUCCAUUAUUAAGGACC